Messenger RNA from Polyodon spathula (Mississippi paddlefish), 3903 nucleotides. Its product is annotated as electrogenic sodium bicarbonate cotransporter 1-like. Lineage: Eukaryota; Metazoa; Chordata; Actinopteri; Acipenseriformes; Polyodontidae. The transcript has 27 exons. Gene Ontology annotation, cellular component: basolateral plasma membrane; plasma membrane. Bases 375 to 3725 code for a protein of 1116 amino acids. Gene Ontology annotation, biological process: monoatomic anion transport; bicarbonate transport; transmembrane transport. The record is from RefSeq and is a predicted model, not a curated record. Gene Ontology annotation, molecular function: monoatomic anion transmembrane transporter activity; solute:inorganic anion antiporter activity; sodium:bicarbonate symporter activity.
CGCUAACAGUAGCACAACCGCACAGACACUUCAGGUAUUUUAUAUUCAUACAGACUGAAGGAAAACAAAUAAAUAAACACAAACAGUUCGAACUAAAAUAUCGUUAGGACUUGCAAAGUGUCCUGGAAAUUAACUAAAACUGGAAAGUAGGCUACCGCCACAGCAAACUGCUGUGUGCAUGGUUCACCUUUACCUUGCAGUUAAGCUACGUCUUCACACUGGAUCAAUACCUAAACAAAUAAAGGUAAGUACGCUUAUCAAAGAAGACGCACAUCGUCGCCACUGUGAUUGAGCUGACACUCUGGACUGAGGCUCGAGAUUCCUCUAGAGUUCUUCAAGAGAAGAGGCGACUGGGAUAAAGACUCAAAGACAAAAUGAGCACCGAUAAAAGCAAGAUGGAGGAUGAAGCUGUGUUGGACAGAGGGGCUUCCUUUCUAAAACACGUCUGCGAUGAAGAGGAGGUAGAAGGACACCACACCAUCUACAUUGGCGUGCAUGUGCCCAAAAGCUACAGGAGGCGAAGACGCCACAGGAGGAGAGUGGGACACAAGGAUAGAGGAGAGAGAGAGAAAGUGACGGAAAAUGCCUCUGACAAGUCGGAUGUGGAAAACAAUGAUGAGACCAGCAACAGCAUCCUUCGACCACUCAUCUCCCCUGCAGCUGAGAGGAUUCGCUUCAUGCUGGGGGAGGAGGAUGACAGCCCGGCUCCCCCUCAGCUCUUUACAGAACUGGAUGAACUGUUGGCUGUAGAUGGACAAGAAAUGGAAUGGAAGGAGACAGCACGGUGGAUCAAGUUUGAAGAGAAGGUUGAAGAGGGAGGUGAAAGGUGGAGUAAGCCUCAUGUCGCCACGUUGACCUUACACAGUCUGUUUGAGCUGCGGACCUGUAUAGAGAAGGGGACCGUAAUGCUGGAUUUGGAAGCUGCUACACUUCCUCAGGUUGUGGAGAUGAUCACUGACAGCCAGAUUGAGAACGGGCUGCUGAAAGCAGAGCUCAAGGACAAAGUGAUGUACACCUUACUGCGGAAGCAUCGCCACCAGACCAAGAAAUCCAACCUGCGCUCACUGGCUGACAUUGGCAAGACAGUCUCCAGUGCAAGUAGGCUGUUUACCAACCCGGAUAAUGCACGUAGUCAGCUUGAAAACCCUGUGCCUUGCCUAACAAUCCGCACCUCGGACGAGGACCUUCAAGCCUGGAAGAGCCCGAGUAUGGGGUGGCUUAGUAGCCCAACAACUACCCAUCGAAACUUGACAUCCAGUAGCAUGAAUGACAUUUCCGAUAAACCAGAAAAAGACCAGCUGAAAAACAAGUUCAUGAAGAAGCUUCCCCGGGAUGCUGAGGCCUCCAACGUGCUGGUAGGCGAGGUGGAUUUCCUGGACAGCCCCUUCAUUGCUUUUGUGCGGCUUCAACAAGCAGUAAUGUUGGGAGCCCUGACUGAAGUUCCUGUACCGACCAGAUUCCUUUUUAUCCUGCUGGGACCCAAAGGCAAAGCCAAGUCUUACCAUGAAAUAGGGAGAGCCAUUGCCACUCUCAUGUCGGACGAGGUGUUCCAUGACAUUGCAUACAAAGCCAAGGACAGGCAGGACUUGUUGGCUGGAAUCGAUGAGUUUCUGGAUGAGGUGAUUGUUCUUCCACCAGGUGAAUGGGACCCUGCCAUUAGGAUAGAACCUCCAAAAUCUCUUCCAUCAUCAGACAAGAGAAAGAACAUGUACGCUGGCGGGGAUAACGUGCAGAUGAAUGGGGACACACCCCUUGAUGGGGGACACGGAGGUGGAGGACAUCAUGUGAGCGAAGAGCUUAAAAAAACUGGAAGGUUUUGUGGUGGCCUAGUCCUAGAUAUCAGGAGGAAAAUCCCAUUUUUUGCCAGUGACUUUUAUGAUGCAUUAAGCAUCCAGUCCCUGUCUGCAAUACUUUUCAUCUAUUUGGCAACAGUAACCAAUGCCAUCACUUUUGGAGGCUUGCUGGGAGAUGCUACUGAUAAUAUGCAGGGUGUGUUGGAGAGCUUCCUAGGCACAGCAGUUUCUGGAGCUGUCUUCUGCCUUUUCUGUGGUCAGCCCCUUAUUAUCCUUAGCAGCACAGGUCCUGUACUAGUCUUUGAGAGGCUGCUCUUUAAUUUCAGCAAGGAUAAUGACUUUGACUACCUAGAGUUCCGACUAUGGAUAGGCCUGUGGUCAGCGUUCUUCUCCCUCCUCCUGGUUGCAACUGAUGCCAGCUUCCUGGUCCAGUAUUUCACCCGGUUCACAGAAGAAGGCUUUUCCUCGCUUAUAAGCUUCAUUUUUAUCUAUGAUGCCUUUAAAAAGAUGCUCAAGAUGGCAGACUACUACCCAAUCAACUCGGACUAUAAGCUUGAUUAUGUAACCCUUUAUGGCUGUACGUGUAUGCCGUCUACACUAGACAAUAGCUCGGUACUGUUAACUGAGACAUCAGAUGCGUCUUCUACUUUGCUUUUCAACAACUCUGGUUUGCUUUUAAAUGCAACCUGGUCUUCCCUGUCAAAGAAGGAGUGUAUUAAGUAUGGUGGGGAGCUAAUUGGAAAGAGCUGCAAGUAUGUUCCAGACAUCGCCCUGAUGUCCUUUAUCCUCUUCUUUGGCACCUACACUGUUUCCAUGGGUCUGAAGAAGUUCAAAACCAGCCAAUUUUUCCCCACCACUGUUAGGAAGCUUAUCAGUGACUUUGCCAUUGUCUUGUCCAUUCUGAUUUUCUGUGGAGUUGAUGCAUUGGUUGGGGUGGACACACCGAAGCUUAUUGUGCCAAGCGAAUUCAAGCCAACAAGCCCAAAUAGAGGCUGGUUUAUCCCUCCAUUCGGAGGCAAUCCCUGGUGGGUUUACCUGGCAGCGGCCCUCCCUGCACUGCUAGUCACCAUCCUCAUCUUCAUGGACCAACAGAUCACAGCUGUCAUUGUCAACAGGAAAGAACACAAGCUCAAGAAAGGUGCUGGCUACCACCUGGAUCUCUUCUGGGUAGCCAUUCUGAUAAUAGUGUGUUCAUUUAUGGCACUGCCCUGGUACGUUGCUGCUACUGUCAUCUCAAUUGCCCACAUUGACAGCUUGAAAAUGGAGACAGAAACCUCAGCGCCUGGAGAGCAACCAAAGUUUUUGGGAGUUAGGGAACAAAGAGUGACUGGGACCAUUGUCUUUCUUCUGACUGGUGUGUCUGUCUUCAUGGCUCCAAUCCUGAAGUUCAUCCCAAUGCCGGUUCUUUAUGGAGUUUUCCUCUACAUGGGUGUUGCUUCAUUAAAUAAUGUGCAGUUCAUGGAUCGAUUGCAGCUGCUUUUAAUGCCAGCCAAACAUCAGCCGGAUUUUAUCUACCUGCGGCAUGUGCCACUUCGUCGAAUCCACUUGUUUACUUUCAUUCAGGUGCUCUGUCUGGCCCUGCUAUGGGUUCUCAAGUCAACCGUGGCUGCCAUUAUUUUCCCAGUCAUGAUCCUGGCCCUAGUGGCUGUGCGGAAGGCUAUGGACUACCUUUUCUCUCAGCAUGACCUCAGCUUCCUGGAUGACGUCAUUCCAGAAAAAGACAAGAAGAAGAAGGAAGAUGAAAAGAAAAAGAAAAAGAAGAAAGGGAGCAUAGACAGUGACCUUGACGAUUCGGACUAUCCGUACAAAGAGAAUGUUCCCAGCAUUAAAAUCCCCAUGGACAUGAUGGAGCAAGAGCCCUUCUUAAGUGAUAUCAAAACCUCAGACCGAGAAAAAACACCAUCUUUCCUCGAGCAACACACAUCGUGCUGAACAGAUUUGUUUCAUAAAGUCUAACUCUAUGUCAAGCCCUCCAAGAACUGUGCCUCAGAUUAGAAUAGAGCUGGAACCGGAAGACAAUUUAUUCUUCUGGGGGAGCCGAGGAUCAGAGACGUCUCUGUAAUCUACACACUUUGUACAUGCUGUCCUUUAUCAGCCAACUCUCACACAA